AUGGCGGGUCCUGCUCCGAAGGGCGGGGUCGUGCCCCCCGCCGGCUCCCUCAGCCACUGCCUGGCCCAGCUGCGCAAGGGGACGGAGCCGGGCCUGGGCCGGGCCCUCCUGGCCCUGCGCACCCAGCACAUCAAGGAGGCCGGCGGCAUCGGCCGCUUCAGGAGCCGCGGGGGGCUGGGGCCCCUCCUGGGGGUCCUGGCCAGCGCCCCCCGCCCGCGACGCACCCUCGACCUGGCCCUCAGCAUCCUGGGCAACUGCUGCACCGAGGGGGGCAGCCGCGCCCAGGUGCGCGAGCUCGGGGGCAUCCCGCCCCUCGUGACCGUCCUGAAAUCUCUCGCGGUGGAAAGCAUCCAGAAUCGAACAGCUCGGGCCCUCGGCAACUUGGCUAUAGACACUGAGAACAGCCAGGCCAUCCAUGAAGCAGGAGCUGUGCCCCUGUUGAUCCAGAUCCUCACCACCUCCCAGGACAGCGAGUGUUUGCAGAGCGUGAUCCGAGCGGUGAGGUACCUGGCCGACACCCCGGCCCAUCGCCUCGCCUUGGCCCAGCAGGGGGCGGUGCGGCCCAUCGCCGAGCGCCUGACUUCCUCCCCGGAUGACGCCGCCCUGGUUGUGGCAGCCGUGCGGGCCCUCCUCGAGCUGACCAAGGGCUGCAGCUGGGAGUGCGCCGAGCAGCUGAGCCUGGGGGGCGGGGUGGCACCCCUGGUGACCCUGGCGAGCCACGAGAAGCAGGCGGUGCGGGAAUCGGCCCUGGCGGCCCUGGCCAACCUCUGCCUGCAAGGCGUGCUGCGGCCGGCUGUGGGCAAUGCUGGCGGGGUGGAAGUGCUGGUGGCCGAGAUCAAAAGGCGGCGAGGCACCGGAGCGCCCAGGGCCUCCCUCCAUUCUCUGGUGCGAGCCCUCUGCCUGCUUUGCCGGGAGGCGCUCAACAGGAGCCGGAUCCGUGAGGCUGGGGGGCUGGAGCUGCUGCUCUCCCUGUUGCGGGACCGAGGCCACGGUUCCUUCCACGCCCGCGUGGUCGUGGCUUUCGUAGCUUUCUUGUAUGACGAAGAGGCCCUGGAGAUCCUGCAGGCCAGGGGGCUGGUGCCUUUGCUGGUGGGGAGGCUGGCGGCCCAGGGCCAGUGGAGCGGCCAGGAGCAAGAGGAGGCUGAAGGAGAGGCCGAGGAACCGGAAGACGAGAGAGAUGCUGCCUCUUUUGACUUCCCCACAGAGGGGCGCCGUGGGGAGCAGGCCAUGCCCGGAGCAGAGUCCUCCAGCUUCCAGAGACUCAGGACCUGGCUCCUUUCUGAAGGCUACAGUCCCGGCGACCUUUCCCCACGGUGGUCCCCUGACACAACCCUUUCUGACCUGGAUGCCCAAGGAUGCAUCAGCCCCAACCAGGAACUGCAAGACGAGCCCCUGGGGCCCUGCCACGCCCCACUGGGGGUCAAAACUCAGUCCAGGGCAGAAUCCCCUGACUUCCUGAACUCCCCGUUGCUGGAUUUGGUGCUCGGAGAACAGCCGAGCUCUUCUGCGUGGGUAAACCCAGCAGAGGGAGAUGGAGCGCGUCCGGAAGAGAGUCUCCCCGCGUCUGCCUUGUCUGUCUCGGAAGAAACCGGGAGCCUCCGUUCAGCACGGUCGCCUUUGCCGGAGACCGGGGAUUUGUCGGGGGUCAAGGAGCACGAAGCAGUUGAGGCCAAUAAACAGCAGAAGGGUCCAGUUAUGGCAUUGCCGGAGGAAAGCUCAGCAAACGCAGCUGGAGAAGCAGAACAGUCGGCUCAGAUUGUACCAGCGAUGGAUGAGAAUGAGCCAGAGGCCGGGAACCUGCACCCAAGUAUAUCGCUUCCGAGCAAGGGUGACCAAAACCAGCCGUUGCCCAGCUUUGUUGCCAAGUCACCGAGUAGAGAAGUGGCAUGUCCGGCACCCAGAAAGCUCCCCCUUCAGAACUUCCCAGGUUCUCCUGAGGAACCCAGGCUACCCACCUUCUGCUGGAAGCGGCGCGGCAAGUUUCGGGUAGCCUCUGAGCACACCACGUCUCCUCAGACAUCACGCCCCGUUGGGGAGACCCCGUCCCCGUUGCUCUCCUUGGCCCUGCCACUCUCUUUCUGUCCCCACGGGGGUGACAGAGAACACGCCCCAGAAGCCUCUGCCCUGCUGCUGCUCUCGCGGUUCUCACAAGCCGAGGAUCCCAGCCGCAGCUUGGUGACGCCGACCGCGCUGCGCGGUCUGCUCCGCUAUCUCACAGGGAGCCCCGCCCCCUCGCCCCGCUGCCUUCGGCUGCUGCACCGCCUCACCUGCAACCCCGCCUGCCUGGAGGCCUUCGUCCGUUCCUUCGGGGCCUCGCUCAUCCGGGCCUGGCUGGUGCUGGGCGUGUCGCCGGAGCAGGCUGCUGACGCCGCUGCUGCUGAACAGGACAACGAGGGGCCAAGGAAUGCCGAGGCGGGAUACCACGACGCCAGGAGAUUCAAGGAGUUAGGUGAGACGCUAAUAAUGAACCUGCGCGUACAAGCAGAGUCCCCUUUUGGCGUGGGAGUCCUCAACCACAUGCUGCUGUCGGGCUCCGAGUCGGACCAGGUGGCCUGUGCUCUGGCCCUCCCCCUAAUCUGCAGGAAGGAUUCCCUUUGCCGGAAGCUUCUCUUGGACCACUCUGGCUUGCGUCUGCUGCUGGGGGCCCUGGUGCGAGGCCCGGAGCCCCAUUUCAUCUUCUACGCCUCCGACUCGCUCUCCCUCCUCCUGGGCUCUCAAGCUCCGCCUACUGCCGGGGCCUCCUCUCCUGCCUUAAAGCGGCCCCGCCUGGACUCCCCGCCGCCUUGUUCUUACCGCCACCUGGUGGACGAAGGCAGGGCUGACCUGCACUUCCAGCUUGACGGCGGCACCGUGGUGCCCGCCUCGCGUCAGGCGGUGAGUGACGCCUCCGAGGUCUUCUGUGCCAUGCUGAGUGGAGGGUUCGCCGAGUCGUGCCGCACCACCGUGUCGCUCCACGGCCUGUCGCUGGAGCCUUUCCUGGCCCUUACGCACUUCCUUCACGGCUGCCGGGGCAAGCCUUGCCUGGUGUUGGGUGUGCCCUUCUCCCUCGCUUUGGCGGAAGACAUUUUCACUGUCGCGGAACAGUAUCUCCUCCCUGACCUCCAGUCUCUGGUUGAUGACGCGGUGUGUCGGGACUUCUUGCACCCUGGGACCGUAGGAGAGGUGUACCGCUUGGCCGAGCGGCAGAACCGGCCCCGUGUGCUCCGGCGGUGCGCCUCCUAUGCGCUCCAGGAGUUGGCAGAACCCACCCAGCAAGCCGCCGUGCUGGCCGAACUGCUCCGAUCGGCUGGAAAUCCCAGUGGCGUGGCUGAGGAGCUGCUAAGGGCGGUCCUGGAGUCCCCGUGGGGGUCUGGUUCUGAGGGGCAGCUGGGCUGA
This is a messenger RNA of Euleptes europaea (tarantolino), 3375 nucleotides long. RefSeq names its product armadillo repeat containing 5 (gene ARMC5). The transcript is spliced from 6 exons. Gene Ontology annotation, cellular component: cytosol. The record is from RefSeq and is a predicted model, not a curated record. NCBI's taxonomy places the organism in Eukaryota, Metazoa, Chordata, Lepidosauria, Squamata, Sphaerodactylidae. Bases 1 to 3375 code for a protein of 1124 amino acids. Gene Ontology annotation, molecular function: protein binding. Gene Ontology annotation, biological process: anatomical structure morphogenesis.